GGAAGAAUAAGGGCAGUCGGCAAACUUUCUCAACUGCGGUGCAGUAUGUAACAGUCGGUCUGCCAUUUUUAGUAAGAAACAUUAUCCCCUCAGACUUCUGAUCGUUUCCAGUCCCUACAUUACUCGUUCCCAUGCUAUCGAGAAGCGUUGGUUAUCGGAUUGAAGCAUUCGUAUUAGAAAGCUUGUGUCUCGUAUUACAUAAGCUAAAACAUAAAGUGAAUAUUUUAAUCAAAGGACUGCUGAGCAGAAACUAAAGGUAGGUUCGGACAAAAAGAUAUUGUGGUUAUUUCGGGCACCAUUGGUAUUGUUCUGGCAGAAGUUUGAAAGGAAAAAAUGCAUGGAAUCUGAGAGAAAGAAUCUAGGAGAUCGACAACAGAUGUUUCCAUGCAGAACGACGCCUUGUAAUCGUGUGGCGUAGCUGUAGAAAAUUUUUGUACGAGACGUGUUUGAAUCAGAGAAAGCAGAGAUAAGAGCAUCUAUGGUCAAAACUACCUCGUCGACUUGAUUUCUUCAAGCUAACGCCGAGAAACAUCAUGGGAAAUCUUCUUGGCAAUGAAAGAAAGGUUCCUGAACUCAUUAAACAAAAGAUGCCCCGAUUCCUGAUCAUGAGUUUCCUUCCACUGUUUUUCCUGCUGUUUAUGGUGGCCGUAGUUAGUGGACAAGAUGAGCCAAUUUCGCCCGAAGAGUAUCAAAGCCAGAUUGGUGCAGGAUUUUCCACAAACUGGUUUAAGAGUAGGGCGAGGAAACCUAUGGAAAAGUUCUCUGAGAAAAACAUCAAAGACAUCCGCGAGAAAGGGUUUAGUAACUUACGAAUUCGAUGCGACGCCGAACUGUAUUCAUCCAAAGGGUUUCUUGACUCUCUGACAACCGUUGUCGACAGUUGUCUGAAAUACAAUGUGAUUCCAAUCAUCUCGUGGAUUCACCAUCGGGCAGAGGCCUACGCAACCAAGAAGGCCCAAGACGCCUAUGUAUCUUGGUGGAUAGCGGUGGCACGGCAGUUAAAAGACAAGGACUAUAGACUGAGUUUUAAUCUCUUUACAGAGCUGGGAAUAGACACUUGUUCAGAGGGAGAAACUGAGAAGGUGAAAAUAGAAAAAAGUUGUAAGAACAGUCUCCGCAGAAACACCGACAAGUACAACGAGUGGACUAAAAAUGUGACAAAAGAGAUACGUGCUCUUGGUGGCAAGAACGCUAAGCGGAUAUUAAUUCUGGCGUCCCCCGUAAAAACUGCCAAGGGCUUAGAUAAAAUCGACCCAGAAAUUUAUGAACGUGAUCCAUACAUGAUGGCUGAAUGGCAUCUUUAUGCGUCAGGGCCGAUCAAAACGCCUGGUUCGCAGAAGUACUGGAGCGGAGACGGUACCGGUAAAUUUGGGGGCCGAGAAAAUGUCAAAAAAGCAAUUAACGACGCAGUGGAAUUCACAAACAAAACCGGUAUGCGGACGUAUCUUGGUGCGUGGAUGCCUCACGAUAACAUAAAAGGAAGCUUAAAAGAAGCGGAAGUCAUCAAAUUUGCCCUUUUCUUUGUCAAGGAACUGCGCAAAGCAAAUAUACCAUGGUCCAUGAACGUUCUAGAUAACUACUACGACACCAGGGAGUGCAAAUGGCGGAGAGGGCAUCAGGUCGUCGCUGGUCAAAAAUUAAACAUGGCCAAGAUUUUGAACAAUAUUCGAAAAGUGAUGCCAUAAGGCUCCCGCUUAGUUAAGUUCCCGUAUGAAACUAGAGCUAACAAGGAUAGUUUGAAUUAGUUCAAUUUACUGUAGAAGGCUAACUUAGGGCGAGAUCUUUCUAACCAAUUAUUGAAUACUACUGCUUUCACACUAUACGAGUCAGGAAAUAAAAGCCAAAAGCUUAAUUAGUACUAUUUUGAUCGCACACUGCGUAUAUUGUAGUCUUCAAACGAGAUGAGAGAUUUGGACAAAAAGUAAUGCAAACUGAGAGUUGAAUAAACUUCUCAAAGAGAACACUUACAGAAAAGGUGACGGAGAAUCUUGAUAACCUUCUCAAGGUAGUCUCAAAACUUGCGUUCGACUCCUUUUUGGGUGUUUAGCGUGGGGAAUAAACAUUACUUAAUCUAUCCUUCUUUAAACUUCUGUAAGUUAAUUGUUUUUAGACUGUUUUAAGACUUUCCUAAGUCGAUAUGACGGUGUAAACCUGAGGCACUUGACUUCCGGAAAAUCGAAAUAAAACAUUUUAAUAAGA
Messenger RNA from Stylophora pistillata, 2199 nucleotides. RefSeq lists its product as uncharacterized. Gene Ontology annotation, cellular component: extracellular region; cell surface. The record is from RefSeq and is a predicted model, not a curated record. Gene Ontology annotation, biological process: glucan catabolic process. Lineage: Eukaryota; Metazoa; Cnidaria; Anthozoa; Scleractinia; Pocilloporidae. Gene Ontology annotation, molecular function: beta-glucosidase activity.